This is a messenger RNA of Anthonomus grandis grandis, 3234 nucleotides long. Its product is annotated as putative nuclease HARBI1. The transcript has 2 exons. The record is from RefSeq and is a predicted model, not a curated record. NCBI's taxonomy places the organism in Eukaryota, Metazoa, Arthropoda, Insecta, Coleoptera, Curculionidae. The coding region runs from base 1794 to 2903 and encodes 369 amino acids.
CUGAAGUGUUAAUAUAGAUUGAAUUCUAAGUCUCUUUUCUGUCUCAUAUAACUGUCGUACAAAGAUGUGAUAAUGACAGCAGUCCAUAAACAGUAUUGCUGAAAGCAGUUCUUGUUUGUCAAGUAAGAGUUUUAGAAAAAUUACUAGGUUGCCAAGUAUCAAGCCAGCUUAAUAAUUUUUCUAAGAAUUCAAUCUUGUGAUCUAUGUCAAUAUCAGUGAGUGUUUUUUAACAAUUGGUUCUUGAAAUAUGUCUUGUUUAUGUUUGCCUUUGAAUGGGGUUUUGACAUUCACAAUUUUCCACCAUGUUGUUAUUAUGUGGACAAAAUCAGCAGUAUCUUCAGAAAAUGGUAUACGGCUACCAAAAUGCCUCAAUGCUUCUACUACAAAAGAAUUAAAAAUUUUUAAAGAGAGUUUAACAUUCUGUCUUUCUAAAGAUGAGGGAAACAAUGCUUUUUGGUUUAACGAAUAUCCAAACUUUAAAAGCUUAUCAUACUCCAGUUCAUGUAAUUUUGUAAUUGCAGAAAAAGAAGCAAAUUUUUUCUUCGAAGUGUCAAAAUCAGGAAAAUAAAAUUUUUGGUCUGGUUUAGAGUUAAGCCAAUUAUUAAAUACACAUUUAAGUAAGUGAACUGUGUUAAAUAGGUAAAAUAAUGGCCUCUAAUUAUUAUCUAUGGGAUGAGGAUAAACAAUGCUAAGUUGGUCUGCAGUAAAAAAUGACUAAUGGCUUUCCCGUUAAUGGCAUUAUUAUCACAGUAUUAAAAAACUAUGUACCCAAUCUGCUCUAAAUUUUCAAUAAUUUGCUUAAUAAAAUUAUGAAGUAUGUCUGAUGUAAUUCUGGAGAUGAGAGCUAUAUGAACUACUUCCUUAAAGCUGGAACACACACUUGUGAUCAGAAAAGUAAAUGCCGAGGAAGCUAGAGACUUAUUAUUGACUGAUGUUCCAGUGAUAUUACCACCUUUAUAGUCCAUGUAAGGGUCAAUAUGAAUUUCAUCAAAAAGUAGUGUCACAAAUCUCUCAUUAUCCUUUAGUAAACUAAACACAUUUCGGGCAUAAGUUAAAAACAUUUUUUUUUCAUCUAUGUGGGGAUCGGUCAUGUGUUUGUUACAAAUACCCAUUAUAGUUUAAGGAUGUGGUAAAAUUAGGGAUCCAUACCUAAUUUCUUAAAUACUUGUACGCAUGAGGACUAAUAAUAUAGAUUAUAGAAGUCAAAACUAUUGUACUACUUGAAUAUCAAUCUGUACCUUUCCUUUGCAGUUGUAAAUCGAACACACGUUUCAUUUUAUUUAUGUCAUUUGAUGGUUUGACAUGAUUGAGAAUAGUAUUGCCAAGGGUAUUGGUAGCAGUCUCAGUAGCAGUAUUUGGAUUUAAAUCACAGUCGGGGUUGUCAUUAUUGGUAACAUUUUCCUCCAAAGGCAGGGUAAUAAUAGUAAGGUCUAUUGCUUCAAGUAUUUCAUAUAAAUCAUCUAAACUAUGGGAAGUAUAUGGAGUUUUAAAUUUUGAUAUUAAAACACAAACUGGGACGGGACUCUAUACAUUUUCUUUAUUCAGAGAAAAGAAGCGAAUAAGUAAAGGAAGAGAUAAGGAUCGCUAUAUAUAUUGGUACUCUAUAGGGGUUUCCUUAUUUAUUUCGUUGUUUCUCGGGUAUAGAGAAUCCGAUAUUACCGAUUCUAAAAACAUUAGGCAACUCGGUAAGAUCCACUCGUGAAUAAAGAAGAAAGAAGUAGAAAUUGACAAUAUUGACAUUUUUUUGUUUUGUUUUUGUGGCUCAUUCCCUAUAGAGUUUUUCCUUAUUUAAAAUGUUACCUGUGCAAAGGUAUUUAAUAAACAAUGAAGAAAAUCGCGGACGAAUUUAUAGAUAUAAUUUACAAAAAAGGGUGUUCAGAGCUAAUAGUGAUCCCUUUUCGCUACCUGAUCGGCGAUUUCAAGAGUUAUUUCGAUUAAAUAAAGAUCUUGUGGCAUAUUUGUUUAAUAUUCUACUACCCCAUAUGGAAAACCAGCAAAGAAGAACUAGAGUGCCAAGGGAAGUUAGGAUAUUGAUUGCAGUAAGGUUCUUAGCAACUGGUAAUUAUCAAAGAGGGGUGGGCGAGGAAUGGAUAUUGUCAACAAGUCAGCAAGUAGUCAGUAGAUGUAUAUCCGAGGUUUCAAACUUAAUUGUCAUCCAUUUAGGCCCCAUAUGCAUUCAGUUUCCAUUACAAAAUAUUCAGAAAAUGGAUAUCAAAAGAGAAGAGUCCCUUUCCUCAGAAAAGGGAGGAUUUCCAGGAAUAGUUGGGUGCAUAGAUUGUACCCAUAUAUCAAUUUUGUCACCAGCUUUGGAGGAGCACAAUUAUGUAAACCGCAAAGGUUUUCAUUCCAAAAAUGUGCAGAUUAUUUGUAGCUACAACUUAAAAAUCCUUAAUAUCAAUGCAAGGUUUCCGGGAUCUACAAAUGAUGCUUAUAUAUGGAGAAGCUCUCAAAUAAAGCAGUUCUUGCAAAAUGAAUAUAAUAGGGGCGAAAGAAACACUUGGUUAAUAGGAGAUUCAGGGUACCCACUUGAACCAUGGCUAAUGACUCCAUUUGAUAACAAUCCUCCCCCAAAUACACCAGAAGGUCGUUAUAAUCAAUCUCACAAAAUUACCAGAAGUAUUAUUGAGAGGUGUAACGGUCGAUUGAAAGGUAUUUUUAGAUACCUGUCAGGAGAGAGAAAGUUAAGAUACAGUCCUCAGAAAGUGGGAGUAAUUGUAAAUGCCUGUGCUGUAUUACAUAACAUAUGCAUAGAUGCAGGCCUAGAGUUUGAUGAAGACCUAAAUCAAAAUGACGAUAAUGAAGACCCAGACAAUAACAUACAAGCUCAUAUUCAAAACCCAGACUUAAACCAAGGGAGGCAAGUUAGGCAACAAAUUGUCCAGAUAUACUUCACAAAUGUUUGAAUAGGAACUUAAAACAUGGGCGUCUGAAUUUUCAGAUGUCUAAAUAUAAAUAAAAAAUUGAUAAAAUGAAGUAAUUUUGAAAAACAUUAUCAUCUUUAAUUAAAUGAUUCAAUAGCUUAUACCCAAGAUGUUCUCAUUUUAAAAUUGACUAAGCACAUUAGUUCGUUAACUUUUUGAUUAUGUAGGCAUAGUUUAUAAAUAUUUAACUUCAAAAAUGCAUACAAUGGUUCCUUAUUCAGAUAAUAAAUCAUUUAUAAACGUUUUUUUUUUUUUUAAAUUGAGAACAAUCCAAGAGGUAAUUUAUUUAAAUGUGUGCUAUAUAUUUACCAAG